UUACUCAGCCAAGUAUUGACCCCAGCAGUUAAUUUAUGCGGGUGCUCAUAGCAACAUCAACAUUAGCUUUCUGUACUGUAGGACGAUUUGGGGAGACUUUUGUAGCCAUUUCCAGAGUUUUCCGGCAUGUCAGCGUCGACCAAAGGCAGGAGUAAGGCGCCCAGCAUGGCCGGGGGAGCUCCCCAGAAGAGCAUGUUACGCAGCACGUUCCAGCACACCAAGAGCUCCAUGAUGGUUGGUUCCACGCGAAGCCAGGUCGCGGGGUCGACCAGCAAGAAGAGCGUAGUGUUGGAUGAUGGGAAGGGCGGGGUGACGCAGCGCAGCAAGGGGCCGAACGUGGUUGUCCUUGACGACGCCGGAAACGACGUGACUCCACAGCCGCUGCUGAUCGUGGACCCGAACGCGCCGCAUCACACGCAGAGCAAACUGUUCGGGCAGGGCGGGACGGACUCUUCCUCUGUGGGCACCCCCACAGACUUCAUGUCGCAGGCGUCCAUCUACCAAACCGGCACGGGAACAGCCAGCGUGUUCGGGGCGCCCUUCUCCAGAUCGGUGAUGGGCAGCGUCUCCCGGAUCUCGGGACAGUCCACAGCAACGGAACAGUCCUUCGGCGACGAGAUCUCAGAGGCUGGAUCCCACGACCUUGCCCCUGGGCUGUCCAGCGUGAAGACGCGGCGUGAGGAAGUGAAGGAGAUCCUGACGGAGGCGGAUCUGGAUCGCUCAGUUGGGAUCCGGCUGUCGGAGAGCGACACGAUCUGGAUCCUGGAUCUGGUCGGGACGUGCGUCGCUAACGACAGCGAAAACGCCGACACCAUCCGCGCCAGGAACGAGAAAUACAAGGAGCUGUGUAAGAACCGUGUGGGAAACGAUCGGUACAUGGAGCGAGGAAUGCAGACCUUCAACGAUGCACCAAAAAACAAGGAAGUUCAGGCGGAUAAAGUGGAGCUGGUCGACACAGGCAUCAAUGCCUCGGAGUGGGACAUGCACGACACAUAUCAGGACCUGGCAGCGAAAGACAAGGAAAAGUCAGGAGACCCGGAUGCGGACCGUGACCUGACCAUCAGCCGCCCGACUAGCAGGAAAGCCGACCUGGAGGAGGCUUCUGUGGAGGGCUCCAUGCGCCAGGGAUCAGCCAUGUCAGGGGUCAGUGGCAGGGAGAGCCGGGCGAGCAUCAUGGCGUCGAGCGUUCUGGCGUCGCAGUUUGAGAUGGCGGAGACGCCGGCGCCGCAGACCCUGCAGGAGGACAAGGAGAUAACCGUCAUGGACGACGCCGACCACCCCAUUCUCAAGAUGGAGAGUUUGCAGCACGACUUGUUUGUUAUGGAGAGAGUCGUGGUGCAGAACAUUUUCCAGCCAAAACAGGCGGCGUACCGAGGCAUGGAGGAGCUCACAGAUGUUGACCGUGAGGUACCAGAAGAGGCCCCCCCCACUGCUGGCUCCAUGUCCAUCGCUCAGAUGGGUCCCAACCUGGAGCGGCUCUGGAUAUACCACUGCGAACUCACCGAUGGGCGUAACGUCAGCUGUCUGUCAUGGAACAAGGCCAACCCCGACCUGAUCGCUGUGGGUUACGGCCAGUUUGGGUUUAACGACCAGAAGGGCGGUCUGGCCUGUUGCUGGUCUCUCAAGAACCCCAAGUACCCGGAGAGAGUGUACCACUGUGCCUCGGGGGUGGUCAGCAUGGACUUCUCCUACCAGAACCCCAGCCUGUUGGCGGUGGGGCUGUACGAUGGAACAGUUGCCAUCUACAAUGUGAGGAGCCAGGAGGACUCCCCUGUGCUGGACAGCUUUCAGUCCGGACAGGACCAUGUCAAGAACAGUGAGAACGCGGGGAAGCAUGCUGCGCCGGUCUGGCAGCUGAAGUGGGUGGAGAGAGACCGCGGCGCACAUGGGGACGAGAGGGGAGAGGUUCUGGUGUCGGUGUCGGCAGACGGGCGAGUCGUGCAGUGGUCCAUCCGCAAGGGGCUCGAGUCUUCAGACUUGAUGAAGCUGAAGCGAACGGCCGUUAAGCCGACCGGACCGGCGAAGGGGAAGGAGGGAAGCAAGAAGAGCGAAGGUCUCAUCUUCAGAUUCGCCCCCGGACUCUGCUUCGACUUCAGCGCCAAGGACCCCAACAUCUACCUGGCCGGAACAGAGGAAGGUCACAUCCACAAGUGUUCCUGUUCCUACAACGAGCAGUACCUGGAUUCUUACACAGGACACACGGGUCCGGUUUACAAGAUCAGCUGGUCUCCCUUCGCUCCCGACAUUUUCCUGAGCUGCAGCGCGGAUUGGAGCGUCCGGCUCUGGUCACAUGACCUGACAUCACCAGCCAUCAACUUCUUCUCCUCCACGCGCUCGGUGUACGAUGUUUGCUGGUCUCCAGCCUCCUCCACGGUGUUCGGUUGUGUGAAUGAAGGAGCCGUGGAGAUUUGGGACCUCUCCGUCAGCACGUUGGAUCCCAUCAUAGUCAAUGUGCCGAACCCUGGCAUCAAACUGUCCUGCAUCACCUUUACUCGCAACUCUGAUUGCGUGUUGGUAGGUGCCAGUGACGGACAAGUCACCGUCUAUAAGCUGAAGUGCAUGCAGCCGACGCCCGACAACCAGGGAGCCGCCCUGCGUGACAUUAUCCAGGCCACGAUGGCCUCUCAGCUGCAGACAACAGGAAAAGCCGGCAAGAAAAAGGGCAGCGGCGAGUAACGUCUCAAAAUCCUGACUACUUCCUCAAUGAAAUCAGUUUUACGGAGCGUGUGAUGCAACGUCUCAAAAUCCUCACCGUCUAUUUCCUUCAAGAAAUCAGUUUUAGGGAUGGCGUAAUGCACUGUCUCAAAACCCUGCAUCUAUCCUGAAGGGGGGAAGUAACUAUGUGUAAAUACUGACUCUGGACCAGACAUGUAUCUGUGCCUGAUCUGUACUUUGAAUUGUCACCCUGACCAA
Molecule: messenger RNA, 2913 nt
Organism: Branchiostoma belcheri (Belcher's lancelet)
Lineage: Eukaryota; Metazoa; Chordata; Leptocardii; Amphioxiformes; Branchiostomatidae
Product: WD repeat-containing protein 78-like
Exons: 23
Coding region: 127-2676 (849 amino acids)
Biological process (GO): cilium movement
Cellular component (GO): axonemal dynein complex
Molecular function (GO): dynein heavy chain binding; dynein light chain binding
Source: RefSeq, a predicted model, not a curated record